Molecule: messenger RNA, 3303 nt
Organism: Macadamia integrifolia
Lineage: Eukaryota; Viridiplantae; Streptophyta; Magnoliopsida; Proteales; Proteaceae
Product: apoptotic chromatin condensation inducer in the nucleus-like
Exons: 5
Coding region: 509-2815 (768 amino acids)
Molecular function (GO): nucleic acid binding
Source: RefSeq, a predicted model, not a curated record
GGCGAGGGCAAUAGUCGCAGGACACAGCCAAAACAACAAACUCGCGCUCUUCUCUCCUCGCUUCUCUCAUCUUUCUCUCUAUGUUUGUCUCUCAUAUUUGUGGAGGAACUCCUUCGAAGAGAACCAAAACUCGCAUGGAAGGAAAAACACAUCAGAAACCCUAGCGAACACCCUUCUUACGUUCUUUAUCUGCUAAUACCUAUAUUACCAUCUAUACUUUUUUUCAUCUUUUUUGGUUUCAUUUGUUUCUUGGAUCUUAUUCUUUUACAGGGGAGAAAACGAGAAAGAACGGAUGAGUUUUUCGGAUAUGUUCUUGUUCUGGAGAUCUAAUGCUUGCCCUUCUGAGUGUCUUUUAUGAAAUUCUGAUUGGUUAUCUCUAAUGGUUGAUUUUCUGUUCUGAAAUUAGGGUUUUUCGUCUCACUUCUUUUCUCGUAAGGAAGUGUCGCUUUUCUCAGAUUUUUCGGCCUACAAAGCUAUUAGUACUGGUUGGGAAGAUUAGUCUUGGAAAAUGUCAAGUCAGUAUCCAAUUCUUGGCAACCGACCGAUUGAUCAAUGGAAAGUUGCAGAGUUAAAGGAAGAGCUUAAGAGAAGGAAGCUUACAGUAAAGGGGUUAAAAGAUGACUUGAUAAAACGAUUGGAUGUAGCAAUUCGCAUUGAGAGGGAAGCUCUUGCUAAAGAAGAAUUUAACGGUUUUGAUUGUGAUACCAAAGAGGUUGACAGUGAAGAGGCAGAACUGAAGCAGAUUGACACUGAAAUUAUUGCAGAUACUAUGGGCGGCAGUGAAAAUAAAACCCAAGCAACAGAAGUUACUGAGGACGGCAGUGAAAAUAAGAUCCAAGCAGCAGAAGAAGAUAUUAAGGACAGCAGUGAAAAUAAAUCCCAAGUGGCAGAAGGUACUUAUGGCAGUGAAAAUAAAUCCCAAGUGGCAGAAGAUACUUGCGGCAGUGAAGAUAAAAUUCAAGCGGCAGAUGUCGAUGAGUCUGUUGUUUACAUUGAUGACUAUACACCUAAGGAUGGCAGUGAAAAUAAAACCCAAGCAGCAGAAGAUACUAAGGAUGGACAUGAAAGUAAACCCCAAGCGGCAGAAGAUAUUUGUGGCAGUGAAGAUAAAGUUCAGUCAGCAGAUGCCGAUGAAUCUGUUGUUUGCGUUGAUGACACUCUACCUGAGACAUCUGAAGGGAAAGCACGAGCUGAGGAGUCAACUGGUAAUACAGAUUCUGUGGGUGUUUUUGAUGAACCAGCAGUACAUGCCGUGUCUUUGGAAACCGCUGUCACUGUCAGUCAGACCGUGGUAACACAGUCAGCAUCAAGCGAGCAGGAGUUGCAGAGCAAUGAAAUCAAGACUGAAAUCAAGACUCAGGAUGAGGAUCAAAAGCCUCUCAGGGAAGAUGCUCUGCUCAACAUUUACGAUCCGAACAAUCAGGUAUCUGAGGUGAGCCCUGUUUUAGGGUCUCAAGUAAAGUAUGAGUCUAUUUCUACUGAUUCUGUGUCAAUUAUUGAAAAGAAUGAACUAAAGGAUAAUUUGAAUGCUGAUAAUUUCCAUUUAGAACUAGAAGUUAAGCCGGAGAUGGUGCAACCAUCAUCCAGUCAUGUUCCUCCUAAUGGUGGCAAUGUACAUCCACUGGAUAAUCAAGAGCCACGUGAGAACCAGGGCUCUGUUGAAGAUAUUGAUGACACCAAUAACCCUAAUAUGGACUUUAGCAAGAAAAAUGAUAGUGCUGAUGGGGGGUCCCCAGAAAAAUUAAAUUUAGACCGAAGUUCCGGUGAUGAUUCAAUGGAGGAGGAUGUAUUGGAGAGUAAGCAGAUUGAUUCUAAUCAUAAUUCUGAUGAGGUGAGAGAUAGGAAUGAGCUAACUGAAGUGCAUGUUGUAAAAGAAGUAUGUCUUGUUGAUGCUAUCAUGGGGGAUGGCUUCUCUUCUGAGAAGAAAGAAGUUCCUGAUGAUAAUGAGAAUCGUCACGGUGUUCAUGCGGAGAAAAGAAAAUUUGAAGACCAAGAAGCAGUUGGGAACAGUGAACCUCCUAAAAGACAGCGUCGAUGGAAUUCUGAAAAAUUAAAAGUUCCUGAACUGCAAACCUCUAAUUUAACACCUUCUUCAACACCUAAAGAUGCUUCUCGCUCUUCCUUCCCUAAAAGAAACUUCAGUAGGUCGGACUCAAAUGUAAGCGAAGAAGCACCCAAAGAUCGUGUUGUUCCACCCUCACAAAAACCUCCAACUACAUCCCUUAGAGUCGAUCGUUUUCUCCGUCCGUUUACUCUUAAGGCAGUGCAAGAGCUUCUAGCAAAAACUGGAAAAGUCUCUAGUUUCUGGAUGGAUCACAUCAAGACACACUGCUAUGUCAUGUAUUCGUCAGUAGCAGAAGCCAUAGAAACUCGAAAUGCACUGUACAACCUACAGUGGCCACCAAAUGGUGGACGACUGCUGGUGGCCGAGUUUGUUGAUCCUCAGGAAGUGAAAAUGCGGGCUGAAACUCCUGUCCAGCCUCAAGCACCACCUGUCAGCACAAGUCCAAGGACUCCGGCAGCCCCUUCAAACAUCCAGACCCAGCCUCCUGCUCGUCAACAUGGGCUGCGACAGCAGCUUCCACCCCCACCUCCACUCCCACCACCACCAUCAAUAUCUGACCAACCCACGGCAAGGGAGAAGCUGCCUCUUCCACCCCCACCUCCACUCCUAAAGAAGCCAGAACCACUGAUUGUUACCCUUGAUGAUCUGUUUAGGAAGACCAAAGCUACCCCUCGAAUAUAUUACUUACCAUUGUCUGAUGAACAAGUUGCAGCAAAACUUGCAGCAAGAGGGAGAAAGGCCAACGAGUAGGAUUGGCUUGGUUCGUAACUGACACUUGGGCUCCUUUACUAAUUAGUUGGUAUGUCAGAUGGUAAGAAUGUAUUUUUUUUUUUUAAUGUAAUCAGGUCUUUGCAGCUCUAGAAGAAUUCAAUUCUGUAGGAAUGAAAAGACCCGAUCAAGUUUGUGCAGAAGGGAUCUGGAUCGUCGGUCGAGGAAUUCUGUACAGUGGUUCUAGUAUUGAGAUUUUAUCUAUGAGUUUGAACAAUGGCUCCUGUGAUCAUAUGUAUGAGUUUCGGUAACAGAGAAAAUGGUCCGUUUUAUCAAACUUGUAGUGCUUUCUGGUUAUUACCAUGGGGUACUUGAACUUCAAUCCUCGUAGUUUUUAGAGUCAAUGUGGAUGGUGUUCCAAAUAAUCUUUGUUUUGUAUUGGAAUUCAUUGUUUGGUACAAAGCAAAGAACCUUAAUACUGUACUUUUUCUGGAGUAGUGAUAUGAGCUUUGUUUUUUAGGCUGGUUAAA